AAGAAUUAUAUGAUUAUAAUUUGUCAGAAAUCAAUACAAACCUCAAUAACCUAAUUGGCUUUGAAGUAGACAGUUUUGAAGAAGAUAGUAGUAGUAACAGCAGUGAUGAUAAUAAUAUAGAAGAUCAGAAAAAGAAUGAAGAAGAAAUUCGAUCUAGUUGGAUAUCUUUGGCAGAAAUAGGCCCCAAUAUACAAAUAUAUGUAUCUCUUGAAUUUGGUUCCUGUGAUAUUGACAUAAACCACGAUUGGAUUGCAUGUGGUGAAAGUUUGUUGUCAGAUGUUAAAAGUCUCGACACAAUCGAUUCUAAGAUAUUAAAUUAUAAACAAAGAGUGGCAGUCAGAAAUUGGCUCUAUAAAAUAGCAAGUAAAAAUGGUCUAUUUGAAAAUGAUUCACCAAUAUUAUUAGUGCUUGCACCAACAGUAGGUGAACAGCUAAAAUGGCUUCAAAAUAAGUUAUGGAACGCUUUUCCGAAUUGUCACAAUAUUCCCUUCGGUAGUCGUUUAAUAAUUUUUGUAGGUGACUUUGGACAACUUCCUCCAGUAUGCAAUCUUCUAAUGUAUGCUAAGACUUAUUCUUCUAACUCCAUAUCUGAAGAUGGACGUAUAGUUUAUAGUCAAUUUCAGAAAGUUUAUAAGCUUGACAUUGUACAACUGCAAGCUAAUAUUAAUAAUAUCAAUAUCAACAAGCUUCACAUGUUAAAUUGUCUAGUUGCCAAGAUUUGUGCUAUUCAUACACUUGGUAGAACUGAGGCAAAAAAGGCAGAUUCAGAUGAUACCAAAGCAGCUAGUCUUAUCAAUAGUGCAAUAGGAACUAUAGAAGAUAUUUUUUUCAAUGACAAUCAUGAAAAUAAUUCACUUCCUAUAGCUGUUUUAACCUUAAUAGCAGCUAGUCUUAUCAAUAGUACAAUAGGAACCAUAAAAGAUAUUUUUUUCAAUGACAAUUAUGAAAAUAAUUUACUUCCUACAGCUGUUUUAGUAGCAUUUGCCAAAUAUAAUGGACCUACCAUUACCACUUCUGAAGGUUCCCCUUCUUUUUACGUGAACUAUAACUAUACACAAAUCUCAAAGUUUGACCUUACCAAAAGCCAUGAUCUAUCUUUGAAAAAAUGA
Molecule: messenger RNA, 1109 nt
Organism: Racocetra persica
Lineage: Eukaryota; Fungi; Glomeromycota; Glomeromycetes; Diversisporales; Gigasporaceae
Source: the annotation of a GenBank genome assembly